Messenger RNA from Trichoplax adhaerens, 963 nucleotides. RefSeq lists its product as uncharacterized. NCBI's taxonomy places the organism in Eukaryota, Metazoa, Placozoa, Uniplacotomia, Trichoplacea, Trichoplacidae. The record is from RefSeq and is a predicted model, not a curated record. Bases 1 to 963 code for a protein of 320 amino acids. The transcript is spliced from 7 exons.
AUGGGCAAAGUUAAAAAAAUUUUGGUUGUAUCAAAAUCCAAUAAAGACUUAGGAUUGACAAGACAAGCAAUGUCUCAUGUUACGUCUACCAAUCUUAUUCCGUGGAAUCGACCCACUGUUGACUUUAUCAACAAUGUCGCAAUUGUUUCUACGGUAAAAGUGGCAAACGAAUAUUCCAAUUUAGGAUUUAUUAGCUAUAAUACAAAUGAAAUUGAAAAGUGGCUACAUCAUAUCAAUAUUUUAACGCAUAUUCAAGAGCAUCUACAAUGUGAGAAUAUCAUACAGUACAUUUGGUCGCAUAAGACGGAAUUGAUCAAGUUACCCCAAGCGUUGAACGAACUUUUAUGUCAUCGCUUGAAAUCUAAAUUGUUAAUUUGCUUUGAAAUUUUUGAUGAAUAUAUCAAAGUCGACGCAGCACGAAACCUAUUUCCCCUCUCUCCUAGUACAUUAUACUAUUUAAUCCAAGAUCUUGCUACAGCUUUUCGACAUUUGCAUUCCAUUGGAAUUUCUUAUGGUCAAGAAAUCACUGUGGGAUCCUUAUUAUGGACUAAAUCGAGCCAAGGAGUUCUGGUUCCGUUUUUGUAUAAUUUUUCAAAAUCAAAAUUAUGGAAAUUUGCAAAAGAUGAAAAUGAGCUAGAAGUGAGCCGAAAUAAUGAUAUUCGUUACUUCAUUGACUUUAUGUCAGAACUAAUCCAAUCUUCUAGCAAGUAUCAAAGUCAUUGUACUGACAAUGGGAACAAGCCAUCAUCAUCCAAUAAUGAUGAGAACGACUCAAUCAACUCUGUAAAUAUGGAAAAUAUCCAAAGUAGCAAACUCUCAGCUUUUCUUCAGCAACUUAACGCAAAUAGCGGCACGUGGACGUCAUUCGACGAAAUUCUUGACGCUUUAGGCUCUUUUGGUAUAUGUCAUGAAAGCGAAUCACUGAUCCCACAACCAGAAUCAAAAGCUGCAGUCAUCCAAUAG